AUGAAUAACCGUGUUGAUCUGGUGGAGAAAAUCACUCCGUGGAGAGAAUCAUGGGAAGUGCAUGUUAAAGUUGUGAAGUUGUGGUACCACAAGAAUCCUGCUUUGGAUCCUUCUCAAAAUCUAUUGCAUAUGGUGUUAAUGGAUGAGAAGUUACAAAAGAUCCAAGCAACCAUUAGAGAUCAGCUUAUACCAAAAUUUGUUGUGUCUCUAACUGAAGGAGAGGUGUACUUGAUGACCCAUUUUACGGUUGUACCAAACACUGGUUUGAACAGAGUGGCAAAACAUAGGUUCAGACUUUUGUUCCAAUAUAAGACCUCUUUUGUUUCUGUGGUAUCUGUAAGGAUACCACAUUCGGGUUUGUGUUUUACAUCAAUAGAUGAAAUUAAUCAAAGGAAGGACGACGAUUUACUCAUUGAUUUUGUUGGGAUCAUUACUGGUGUUCGAAAAGAAAGAGAUGUAGCAUCAUAUGGCAAGAUGAUCAAAGCAGUUGUGCUCGAAGUUUUUUCUGAUGGCAAAAAGGAACAAUGCAAUGUGUUUGGAAAUGCUUGUGAUCUGUUGGAAUAUGAUAACUUACAAAAAUAUCCAAGAUCUCCACUGAUUGUUCUCGAGUCUUUUAAAAUCAAAGCAAUUGAAGGUGGGAUAAUCCUGCAGAAUGUGAUGAAUGUCUCUAGGUUAUUCAUUAAUCCUGACAUUCCUGAGUCUGUUGAGUUCUUGAGCAGUAAUAUUCAAGAUCUUCGUGCAGAUAACAGGGAUGGUCAUUACUUUGUUAUUGGGACAAUUAAGGAAGUUAUGGAUGAACCAGAUUGGUGGUCUUACUCAUGUGUAUGUGGUCAUGCCGUUGUUGAGCAUGAGGAUCUCUACCUUUGUGAUGCUUGUGGUUCAUGUAUUGAACAUGUUAUGGUCAAAUAUGGGAUUCGGGUAAAGAUUCACCAUGGUGGGUGGGCUGUUUUGUUUGUUCUGUUUGAUAAUGCGAUCCGUCGGUCAUAUUCUCCACAUAUGUUUGAUGAUGUUGUUGGUGAGGAGAAAAUUUUCAAGGUUGAAAUUAAUUUUGCAGUUGAUCGAGAUUACUCCGGGUGCUUUAAAAUUGUAAAUGUCUUUAGUCAUAAUCCGGAACCAGCUGCAACCGAUGAUUAUAUCAAUGCAAGGCUUCACGGUCGCAUUUUUCCACCAAUCUAUGACACCUAUUUGCAGUAUGCAACUGGGGAAGAUAACAAGACUCAAGUAGUGUGUGAUAAUUCUAUUCAAUCAGAAAUUAUUGAAGAUAUUAUUACUGAUCUUAUUUCACCCAAUCAUUGCUAUUCUAAUGCUGAGAACUUAGUAAAUGAUAGUUUUGUAAAUUAUUUGAAAUUUGAAAUGUUGUAA
Molecule: messenger RNA, 1362 nt
Organism: Arachis ipaensis
Lineage: Eukaryota; Viridiplantae; Streptophyta; Magnoliopsida; Fabales; Fabaceae
Source: RefSeq, a predicted model, not a curated record